UCCAGUCAAUCCAAAACAACCGUUCUCCAUGUGCUUCUGCGUGUGAUCCCCCGCAGCGGACUGACGUCCUUCGCAACAUCAACAUUGCAUUGAAAUGAUUUUCAUCCGGAGUAUCAACAACAGAGUUGCUUUGGUUUGUGUAGAUAGCGUCUACAUAUACGAAACGGCAAAUGGAGGAUUCGUCAAGGCACGGCUGACAAUUCCCGACACCAGUUCGCAAGCUACCUCUGCUAGGAGCGAAGAGGACGCAGACGAAGAGAGUCCAGCGAAAGAGCAGACGGACCAAGGGUUCUCUUGCGGCAACUUCUCUUCGUGCUCGAGUUACUUCCUGGCAGUUUCUGCAAAGAAAGAGCUUCUUGCGUGGAAGAGAAGUGACGCUGGCAAAUGGGAUCUCUUCUGCCAGAGGAUCCUGGCCCGCAAGUGUGUUCAAGUGCGGAUGUGCACCACCCGCAACACGGCGGUUGUCGCUGACCGGGCCGGCGACGUGUACGCCUUCGAACUGGACCAGGCGGCACCUUCCUCCGGCACUCUUCUGCUGGGGCGCCUCUCCAUGGCAUUAGACAUGGUGAUUGGGGAGGAAGACCAGUUCCUGGCCGUCUGCGACCGUGACGAGAAAAUCCAGGUGUCCCGUUUCCCAAACUGCUACAACAUUUCCACCUUCUGCCUGGGACACACGCAAUUUGUCUCGUGUCUGGCCCUAUUACCCAAUCACCCCGAAGUGUUAGUGUCCGGGUCAGGGGACGGCACAGUGCGAGUCUGGUGCCGCGACACCGGACGCCAAUUGCACCGAUUAGACCUCGGCGCUCUGGUGAAUCGAGGCGAAGAGAGCGAACGAGAGCCUGCCGUGUGUCGUCUAGCCGUGCUUCCCUCCGAUGACACUCUCGCGUGCCUACUCGACGGGACGUGCGACAUCCUUCUGCUGAAAUGGGAGGCAGACUGCCUCCGAUGGUGCAGCGGGUGGAGCACUGCUCGCCACCUCGGGACGUGUGCUUUGACGAAGAGGGCUCCCUCUGGGUCGUGGGCACAGAUGCGUCGAACCCAGUCUGUUUGUACAGCCCUGCGACUGGACCCACGGUGAGCGAUCGCUUGCACUGCGACGACAAAAUUAUGGUUGCUAAAUUU
Messenger RNA from Ixodes scapularis (black-legged tick), 1122 nucleotides. It is a transcript of the gene wuho, whose product is annotated as tRNA (guanine-N(7)-)-methyltransferase non-catalytic subunit WDR4. The record is from RefSeq and is a predicted model, not a curated record. Gene Ontology annotation, cellular component: tRNA methyltransferase complex; cytosol; nucleus. NCBI's taxonomy places the organism in Eukaryota, Metazoa, Arthropoda, Arachnida, Ixodida, Ixodidae. Gene Ontology annotation, molecular function: tRNA (guanine(46)-N7)-methyltransferase activity; protein binding. Gene Ontology annotation, biological process: RNA (guanine-N7)-methylation.